AUGUUUACAAAUUUGAUAAUAAUAUUACUAUUGAAAUUGAAUAACAACGGGUAUGCAAUGAAUAUUCAAAAUGAAAUGGAAAAGGCUGGGGCAUAUCCAUGUUUGCAGGUUAACGACAUUGUAUUUGUUAUCCUGUCCCAAGUCAAUGAAUUCCAUGUGCAGCAAGCAUCACAGUUUCAGAUACACUUUGAGAAACAGUUGACUCUAUUAGAUAAGAGCCAGUGGCCAGUGCUGCUGUUUACCCACAAAGACUUUUCACACGUUGAUGGAGCAUGGACAGUAAUUCCACUUUUUGAGCAUAUUGUGAACACACAUGCCAGGAAGAAUACCAGAUGGAUUCUCAUAUGUGAGGAGGAUACCAGAAUAAAUGUCAGUCUCCUGGUUACUACACUUGAACAGUACAAUGCCACAGAGAGUCUGUUCCUGGGCAGAGAACUUCGUGACCAAGAGACCACCAUAAUCCAUCACUUUGCCUUUGCCGACAAUCCUAGUCAGUUUGCCUACCCAGAUUUUAGAGCAGGCUUUGUUCUAAGCAUCACCUUGAUCCAACAAUUACAUCACAGACUCCAAACCAGCAGAGUGAAAAGUGAUUUUUCCAUAGACCCCAAAUUUGAGCUGGCCUUGUUUGUAUGGGAUGAAGGUAAAGGUACCACUCUGACUCACAUCCAGCAGUUCUGCUCAGCAGAUGCCAGUUCAGAUCCCAGCUGUGUGACCUCCCAACCUGGCAAGUUCCCAGACUGCCAUUUACCUGUUGACAAGAGGGAUCUGUAUGUGGCAGUUAAGACUUGCAAGAAGUUUCAUGAAACAAGAAUUCCUGUUGUUAAGGCUACCUGGGGAAAAGAGGCUGAACUAAUUGAAUACUUCAGUGAGAUGGCUGACAACAAGAUACCUACAAUAGAUUUAGGAAUUCCCAACACAGAAAGAGGUCACUGUGGAAAGACAAUGGCAAUAAUUAAAAGAAUCAUUAAUACACCGGAGCUUUCUGCUGUCAAAUGGAUCCUGAUUGCUGAUGAUGACACCAUUAUUAACUUGAACCGUCUGCAGCCUGUGGUUUUGGGUGAAAGAUACGGCUACGCAGUUGUCAGCGGUGGUGGCUAUGAUUAUAUCACAGGAGGGGGAGG
This is a messenger RNA of Candidula unifasciata, 1121 nucleotides long. The record is from the annotation of a GenBank genome assembly. Lineage: Eukaryota; Metazoa; Mollusca; Gastropoda; Stylommatophora; Geomitridae.